CCGCGCAUGGCCUCCACUCUCUCUCUCUCAGCCUCUCUCCGUUAUAUUCUUCCCCCAACGCGUACACCCCACGCGCCGCUGAUCUCUCGUCUCCCGCUGCCGAGGCUCCAACCGCACCCGAUCAGAUCCCUCCGCGCGAAUCUCAAUCGCCCGAUCACCGCAUUGGGAUCGUCGCCGUCGUCAACGGCUGGGAUGGCGGGUCAGAAGAAGAAGGUGGAGGUGUUCGACUCGGAGGAGCACCUGGCGACGCAGCUUGCCAAGUACACCGCCGGACUGUCGGAGAAGUUCGCCGGAGAGAGAGGCGCCUUCACCGUCGUUUUGUCCGGCGGCUCACUCAUCAAGGCUCUCAGGAAACUGUGUGAGGCGCCGUAUUUGGAGUCGGUGGAAUGGGCCAAGUGGCAUGUGUUUUGGGUUGAUGAGAGAGUGGUGCCUAAGGAUCAUGAGGACAGUAAUUACAAGCUUGCUUAUGAUGGGUUUCUCUCUAAGGUACCGAUUCCCCCUGGCAAUGUCUAUGCCAUAAAUGAUGCACUGUCAGCUGAGGGUGCAGCAGAGGAUUAUGAGACUUGUCUCAAACAUUUGGUUACCAAUGGUGUGCUAGCUACUUCAAAAAUUAGUGGGUUUCCAAAGUUUGAUCUCAUGCUUUUGGGAAUGGGUCCAGAUGGACAUGUUGCUUCUCUAUUCCCUGGUCAUCCUCUUGUCAACGAGAAGGAGAAAUGGGUCACCUUUAUUAAGGACUCACCAAAACCACCACCGGAGAGGAUUACUUUCACCUUUCCAGUGAUCAACUCAUCUGCAUAUAAUGCAAUGGUAGUGAAUGGGGCUGGGAAAUCUGGCGCUGUGCAGACAGCUCUAGGAAAUAGUGAGAACUCUGAUCCUUUGCCUGCUCAAUUGGUUACGGCUGAAGAUGAAUUGACUUGGUUCUUAGAUAAGGAGGCUGCUUCAAAGCUAUAGAAAAGGAAAGUUUCCAUCUGCUAUAUAAGCACAAUGGAUAUCAUGUAAUGUGUGUUGCAGCAGUUUCACUGCUGGCUUUCUUGGCGACUGUAACAGUAUGAAGUGGUGAUCUUUUUUGGUCAUCCUGAUGGUGCAAUAAGAACUAAAAUAAAAUGGUUUGUUACAUUA
Molecule: messenger RNA, 1119 nt
Organism: Argentina anserina (silverweed cinquefoil)
Lineage: Eukaryota; Viridiplantae; Streptophyta; Magnoliopsida; Rosales; Rosaceae
Product: probable 6-phosphogluconolactonase 4, chloroplastic
Exons: 3
Coding region: 7-951 (314 amino acids)
Biological process (GO): carbohydrate metabolic process; pentose-phosphate shunt
Molecular function (GO): 6-phosphogluconolactonase activity
Source: RefSeq, a predicted model, not a curated record